GUACUUUUAUUUACUCGCGGGAAAGAGAAGCCGGUCGUCGGUUGAGAAGAAAGACGCACAUUGUGAACGCGCAGGAAAGAAACAAGACCGCGAAGAAGAAGAAUGGCCGGGUUAAAAAUAGCGGCGCGCGUUUUCAAAUAAAAACUGAUAAGCAACCUGCAGGAUAAUGAUUAAGGAGAAGCGAAAAAGAAGAACCGGGAGCAACAUCAGGAGGCGGUAAAAAGCAGCAGGAAAGAACGUACCUCGAUAAAAAGAAGAUUCACCAAAGCCAAACCACAACUGUUCUCAGGUAGAGAGAAAGAAGAUUCUCCCCGAUAUCAUCUUGGCCCAAUGGAAUAAUAUAUCGAGUAUAAUGCGUGAUGGUCAAGUUUCGUCGCGUGUGUUGGUACCAAUAAAGGUGAGAACCGGUGGUGUGUACAGGGCUCUGGAAGGAGGAAUCUCCCACCCUGUAGCUUUUACCCAUGCGUUUCGCAUGAUUUACCGACCAUACAAUCAAGUGCAUCUAACACCAAAUGGACAAGUGAACUCUGCGAAAUUCGAAAUGUUCCAACGAAUUAAUUAAAAAUUCAUUAGUGACACUACGGACGGAGUUAACCAGACGCUUCCAAUAGCGUGCCUAGACGCGUUUCUAUAAAUCGUAUAAGCUGGUCGAUGCGACAGUCGAGUCUGGCAUCGUUUCUCUCGAUCCCGUAUCCUUUAAAUCGACGAUAUUAGGUUUCCGUAUUUUCCUGAGGAACAAAUAAAGUAACGUGCCUCCGUUUCGUCACCACUUUCCUGUUGCGUUACAUAAACGCAUCCGUGGUGUACGCGUAGAAACUUGACCAGCACGGGUAUAGAUUAUCUAUCCUGUUUAAUACUUGGGAAAAAUAAAUUGUUUAUUAAGACGGUGUGUCAGCACAUCGGCCGAUACGGUUCUAGUAUCUCCUGGUACACGUCAGUUCUCGGAUAGUACGUCAAACCGGAGGACGCGAAAUGAUCUACUAGCUGAUGGGUUGCGAACGAAGACGAUUCGAUUUAUGAUGCCGUGAUAUGCUAACCAUUUUGGUUUCGUUUAAAGCCGAGGGCAACCUUCGGGUGUCCCUCCGCCUCCAGCUUGAGCUGGACUGAAAGAAAAGGAAGAGGGAAAGGAACGAGUUCUUCGAUGCCUGGUGCACAGUCUAGUUCAAGACUCACGAUGAUAGUGAACGUCCCAUGAAGAUUCCUCCGGCCGGUUUCCCUUCUCUCUCUUUCUCUCUCGAAAACCAUAAGCUAGUGUCACGGAGGACCAUCCUAAGUUUUCGUACCGGCUCGCGGAAAAACUUUGCAGGUGAAUUUGAUCAGCUGUAUUCCACCGUCACUCUCUCCGCCAUAAUGACGAUGAAAAGUGUGAAAACGAAAUUGGUACCGCCGGACGGAGGAUGGGGAUGGGUGGUCCUUUCAUCGGCUCUGGUGGUCAACUUCCUAAUCCCAGGAACCGUGAAGUCGUUCGGUGUCCUAUUCGUCGAGUUCCUUCACGUUUUCAAAGCCUCCUCCACAGCUGCCUCGUGGAUGCCAGCAUUAUGCUACUUCUUAUACAACUCGUUAGGUCCUCUAUCGAGCAUACUAUCCACCAGAUACUCGUACAAGGUGGUGACCAUAAUAGGUGGUGCAUUUGCAGCCUGUGGAAUGAUGUCGAGUUAUUUCGCUAACUCGGUCUCGUAUUUAUACGUCAGUUACGGAUUGAUGGUUGGGAUCGGAGCUGGAUUAACAUUUCCUCCAACGGUGUAUAUCGUAACGUCGUACUUUGAAAGACUUCGAGGUUUCGCUAAUGGUCUGUGCAUUUCCGGUAGCGCGAUCGGAACCAUCGUCCUACCACCGUUCUUACAAUAUCUUCUCGACUGUUUUGGUUACAGAGGCGCUGUAUUGAUUAUGGGCGCGCUUACGUUGAAUACAUUAGUUUGCGGUUUGCUCUAUCAUCCUGUUGAAGAGCAUAUGAUUUCUGUGCCGAUCGAGAAAGGAAUCGAUAAUGAGGCGUUAACCAUUGAUGAAUCGAUCGUCGAUAAAAAAAAACAAACAGAAACUCAAAUCUCGUACGAUGAUGCUGGUUCAGAAAAAGAAAAGCAGUGCAAAGAUGAAACCAUAAUCGACGAUUCUAAGGUGGAUCAUUGUUCGAAAGACAGUAAAGAAGACACAAGUGAAAAUGAAAAAGAUACUUCGAGCAUAAAGGACAAAGAUUCCAACAUAAAAGAAGGAGAUGCUUUAAACGAUCAGGUUGUAUCGCAGAGAGAAAGCAGCGCAUCUGAAAUUGAUCCAACGUGCGAUAAAUUGAAGAGUGAAAAAUCGGACUUAAAUAACCAGUUAAAGGAUACGAAGAAAGAUGAGAAAAUUUGUGAAAGUUCGAAAAAAGAUUUUGGAGAAUUAUCCGAAAAGUCAACGUCGAAAACGUCGUUGUCCAAGGUAGAGGAAAAAAAAAGUAGAUGUCAUUUCUUUGAUCUAAGCGUGCUGAGGGAUCCGAUUUAUUUAGUUAUUCUUAUCUCAAAUUCCACCUCGGCUAUUAGUAAUACCAAUUUUAUGAUUCUAUUACCGUCCUACGCUAUUUCUCAAGGUUUUGAUAAAAAUUCGUCCGCUUUGCUUUUGUCAGUCGUUUCGGCUCUUGAUUUAGUUGGAAGGAUCAGUGGUGCUUCUCUGUCGGACAUUGAUUUCGUGCCAAAAUAUUACUAUUUCGUUGGUGGACUUGGAACUAGCGGGAUAGCUUUGGCACUCUUGCCAAUGGCGACAAGUUACGCGAUGCUUUCAUUUUUCUGUGCACUGUUUGGUCUGUCGUCCGGCAUGUACAUUGGGAUCACAACGGUGAUCUUAGCUGACAUGCUUGGUACUGAAAAACUUAGCUCAUCGUAUGGAAUAUCUUUGUUCGUUAACGGUGUUUUACAGCUGGUGGGUCCACCUAUUUGUGGUGUUGUAUUUGAGGCUGUAGGAUCUUACAAGCCAAUCUUCUUAUCUUUUGGUAUCAUACUUAUCCUGGGAACCGCAUUAUGGGCAGUGGUGCCUCUUAUAAACAGAAACAACAAAAAGAAUCUACAGAUUGUAUAACAAUUGAUGAUUGUUAGUUUUUUAUGAUGAAAUUAUACGAAAUUGUAAAGUAUUAUAGGUGUUUCAACAUCAGCAUUGUAACUGCCAUUUAAACAAUUAGCUAGACGUUAUUUUCUAUAAUGCCAUUCCCUUUCUUCUCUCUUUUUCACCAAACAUUAGAAAUUAGUACAAUUAAUCAAAGGUGUGCCGACAUCGAUGAUUCGUUAGUAUUAUUAUUCUAUUGAAUACUGAUUAAUACUUUACAAAUUUAUAUGUAGAUCAUUAAAAUAUACUAUUUGUCGUGUGCGGUUCACGCAUGCUUAGUUAGUGCCUUAUAGUCUAAUUAAUUAAUUAAUUAAUUAAUCAGCUCAAGACAGUUCUGUCGAAGAACGACAGAGAUAUAUUUAAUAAAUAAAAUAAUUGAAUUAUCAUAAUUGCAAUACUACUGGACAGUGACAAUAUUAGUAACAUAGUUAAUAAUAUUGUUAAAAUAAUAAAAUGAAAUAAGAUUAAAAGGACGAAGAUAAUGGUAUUAUAAAAAUACUACAUAAUUUGUAAGAUUUUUUCAAUUUUAAACUUUAAUUAUAUGUAACGUCUUCUAUACGGAAGAUGGUAGAUCUAAGUAUAGUGAACGAUAUUAAUAAUAAUUGAAGAACGCGGCAAUAUAAAAAAUAUUGUCACAUCUUGUUAAAACACAACAUAUUUUUCCUCAAGUUUGCAAUAAGCAGUUAAAUUAAAAAAAAAAAACCUUUCCAUUUAGUGAUAUGUAGUUUACAUGGAAACGAUGUGUUUAAAAAAAAUGAAUUAAUAUAAAACUAAUUAUUGCGGUUUCUGUUUGAAACGUGAACACGUUUUGAACAUAUUUAUAAACAUAUUUAUUUUAUAAUCAAAGUAAUAGAAUUGUCGUAAUAAUUGUUAUCCAGCGAUCAUAAAUAAUUACCUUUUAAUAACAUUGAUGUAGUUAUUAAAAGUAAUGAAUAUAUUAAUAUUACCAUAGGAUAAAAAUAAAUAUUCAUUUCCUCUGUAGGGGAAGAGAGCUAUUCAAAAAUUUACAAUUGUACCAAAGUAUCAUUUUGUAUACUAUUGUCAGUUUUCAACAAUUUCUUGGUGCUUAAACUUGUUGGUUUAUUAAUUCUCUUACCAUUACUGUAUAGUGUAUGUAUGUGUUAUCAAAUUCGAAGAAUGUACUUGUAAACAUUAAGAAUUUUUAUUGUGCAAUAUUCUUAUUGUUAUAAACAUUUCUCUAGCGAUAACAUAUACAUGAACAUGUUGUAACAAUAAACGUAUAUAUUUUUAUACAUUUCAUUAGCAUUAAAUAAACAAG
Messenger RNA from Osmia lignaria (orchard mason bee), 4351 nucleotides. Its product is annotated as monocarboxylate transporter 12. Gene Ontology annotation, molecular function: monocarboxylic acid transmembrane transporter activity. The record is from RefSeq and is a predicted model, not a curated record. Gene Ontology annotation, biological process: transmembrane transport; monocarboxylic acid transport. NCBI's taxonomy places the organism in Eukaryota, Metazoa, Arthropoda, Insecta, Hymenoptera, Megachilidae.